Molecule: messenger RNA, 4309 nt
Organism: Rhopilema esculentum
Lineage: Eukaryota; Metazoa; Cnidaria; Scyphozoa; Rhizostomeae; Rhizostomatidae
Product: contactin-associated protein-like 5
Source: RefSeq, a predicted model, not a curated record
UUGCCGAAAGCUAUUUGAAUAAUAUUUUGGUUAAUGUUGUUCUGUUGACGUGAAUACUCGUUGCAUGGGUAAAAUGAAUUGACUAGAAGGAUAACUCUUUGGUGUAAAGCGCCUGUUUCUUUGAACCAUGCAUCAGUAAUUUACAAAAGACGAAUUUGAACAUGGCAUUAUCUAUGACAGGUUUCCAUAUAACAGUAAUUCAAAUCUCGUAAGAAAAUCAGUUUUUAAUUGAAAUCAAAACAAAACUUUAAAUAAAACGUUUUUCUUUAUAUUGUCAUCUAUCAAUAAAACUUAUACUGUAAAAUAUUGUUUUGCAUUAAAAACGAAAGUGCCUUGUGUCAAUACGCUUUGGAAGCUCAAUCAGUCACGGGUAUAUCGGGUUUUGUUUCAUCAUAGGGUAAUUGAAUAGUUUCAAUCGAAGCAAACUGUACAGGUAUGGUUUAUGAGGUAACAACAAGUUGAUUGAGUCAAACAAACCAAUUGCGUCUCGGUAGGGGAUGUCAUUGUAACGUUCUAUUUUUGCUUAUACGAGAUAGUUGCAUAAACUUCCUAAAAUGCCUUUCAGGGUGACAAUUGUUGCUUUGACUUUGGUUCUUAAAGUUGCAGUUGUGAGAAGUGGCAGCUUUUUUAUGCUUGAACAAGAAGAAAGUGAAUAUGAGACAACCAGCAUCAUGAUCGGACACUUUCAAUGCGAUCGUGAUAAAAGCUGUUCACAGGUUCGAUACAACAAAGAAGCAAAACAGUUUAAGCUUACCAAAUUUGGGGACAAAAGUAGCAAGACAGACGAAGAAAAUGAAAUGAUCUGGAAAAAAGAGACCUUCGGUUCAUGCGAAGAGGCUUUGCAACCGGGCUCUAGUACUAGUGUUUACUGGAUAAAACACAAUAACAUGCUUGCACCGAUCAAAGUCAGAUGUGAAAGAGAUCAAGGAAAGACGUUUGCAGUGUUUGAUCAUGACAGUGAAGAGAGAAUACAAGUCAAAGGCUUUGAAACUCCUGGUUCAUAUAAGCGGGUAAUCAACUACGGAUCCCCAAUUAAAGACAUCGUCGAAUUUAUUACUUCAUCAGUCGCCUGCAAACAAUUCACUAGAAUUGACUGUCGUUAUAUGGGAUUGACUUUCGCUGGUGAGGAAAACCCGUUUUACGGAUAUCUUGUCGACAGAAACGGAACUCGAAUGGAAUACCUUGCAGGCGGUCCAAAGGAUGGACAAGGCUGCAGCUGUGGAAUAACUAACUCAUGCGCACUGAGUAGUGAACAAUGUAAUUGUGACGCGAAUGAUUCUGCAUGGCGUUUCGACGAGGGUUACGUCACGGAGAAGAAAAGACUUCCGUUAACUGAAGUAAGGCUUGGAGACACUGGCGAUUCCGGCGAGGAAGGAGCACAUACGAUUGGAAAACUGUACUGUGAAGAAUAACAUGGAAUGAACAGAUUUUGCAGCUGUGAUGCUUAUGAUGUAAUUUGACUGUUCGACAUGCACAUUUUAUCUGUGAAGACCUCUAAAACAGGAACUGUACUUUUGAAACAACUCCGUGAAGAAGAUAGACCAUGCUAAUAGCAAACUUCGGUUAAUUCAAUUCAAUUGAGCAAUUUAAUUCAAUCAAACUUGUCUAUAAGACUUUGAACGUAAAUUACUUUAAAUGCACUCUCAUAAUGGAUAUACCUUCUUUCUUGGCGAGUCAACCAUUUUGCAUCACUUGGUAAUGCCAUGCCGAUUUUUAAAAGUAGCUCGUAGAUUCUUUAAAACUAUUUCGUUAUCCUAAAAAAUGUUCUUGCUGUGGUUUGUAGCUUAAAACGAAGAAAAGGGUUUCCUUAACAUUGAAUCCACACAAUGUUAUAGGGGAUAGUUGUAUCACCUGGUAUAAGAGUUUACCAAGAAUAAAUUUCUGCCUAAGGAACAUGUAAAGCGAUCUUAUUAUUCGUAAAUGUGUAGAUGCAAGAGAUAAAUAAAAGAAAGCGUUAGUAUUGCAGAGUCAACUUUUGUUAUUCUGUGUUGGCAUUCCUCUGAUGAAACAUGUAACAAAUCGUCUCUCCGUCAGGGACGUCGCCAGAAGGGGGUGUGGGGCGCUUUACCCCUGCGCUUUGCCCGUGGGCACAAAAAGGAUAGUUGACAGGCAAAGAAAGAAACUUCUCUUCUAAACCUGUAGUUUAAUUACAACCUUUCGGUAACAAUCGUAAUGUAUCAACAUUCCUGUAGCAGCUGAUGUAUUUGACUAACAACACUUGAAAUUGAAUUUUCGAAUACUGAAAUAGAGACGGAUUUAGACAGCAGAUAAAAGAAUUUAAUUUAUGACCACAUCCAAGAAAGCGAGACACCCCCUUUUGUCACCAAAAGUCACUACUGUACCCUCCUCCCCCUCAAAAAAAUUGUUCGGCUUCGCCCAUGCUCUUUUUGUGUAAACUUAUUGUUAUCUUUAAAAACUAUCAUUGCUAAUGCAAGCAGGCAUGAGUAUUACUUGCAUUUUCUUUGACACAAAGAAACAAAAGCAGGACAGCUAAACAUCAAGCUCUGUAUAGAGAUUUUUAUAUUAUAUUGAGACGAGAAGAAGUGAGAGAACUACAAUGCCUGCCAGAAAGUUUGGAAGACUGACGUUAGUUUUCAUGGUUAAAUUCAACCAUCCCCCUCUCUUUCUAGCAAUAACCCCAGUUUACCACAAAAUAGCGAUGUACAUUAGAAGCUAAAGAUUAAUAUUCUUUGUUUGAUAUUUGUAGCAGUAUCAACAUUGCUAUAAGGAGAGAAGGGGCGUAACUAUUUUGCGAAAAAUGAAAGCUUUAGAUUACAACGCAAUUUGCUUGGUGUUUAAAGUAUUUUUGGCAGGUAUUGUUGCUGAAAUCAUGCUAGAAACUAUUUAUAUUAUCAAACCUAUCAAAGAGGAUAAAAAUAUUAUUAAAUUGCAUAAUCAUACGAUAAAACAGGGCAAAUAGUUUACAAUAAUCUUUCUCUCGUCUUGGUAUGUGACACACAAGUAAACCAAUUUUUUGACCGAAUUUUUAUUUCUGAACUAUUUUCUGUGUUUAAUAUUGAAUGAACAAAGCAGUACUAUAAACUUAUGUAAAUGAACGAACGAACGAGCAAGAUCUUUUUGCUGGAGAUUUUUAAAGAAGAAAUUAGCUUACAACUGAUACAGUUUUUGUUCUUUUUUAACUAUUCUUCAUUCGGCCAGGCUAUUGUACAGAAUGGUUUAAUGACUUUGAAAGUGUUGCUGCAAAAUGCUGACGAUCUUGUCCCGAUAAGCUCAAUGUGAAGUAUACUUUAGGAACGUACCCUCCCUUUCUAAAUGCAAUUGAGUUCCACGCAAUAAAAGAGCGGCCCUAUAGCUUGUGCCGUCGGGGUGUUUAGUUUUCAGCAAAUUCUACUCUAUCAUUAUUUCAAGAACAAUACCAAAAAGAAAACACUACACACGAAAAGAAGCACAGCUCUGUCUACCCUACAACAGAUUGGGCAACAAGAGGCAUCAUUAUUCAGCUGAUAAUUUCGCCAAUUCAAAGUUGUCUUUCAGAGGAACAUGCAGAAAGCCAUUAAAAAAUGCAAAACUGAAAAUUAUUGAAAAGAACACUGGCAAAAUCUGAUCCGUUCCGAAAAACAACGUGCAAUCAACAUAAAUGCAAGGUAUGCCAGUUAAAAUCAGGUAUUAACUAUAAGAGUUGCGGCGCUGCCUACCAAAAGAAAUGUCAAGGGUGUACCAAACAAAGAAACAAUUACGGGAUAUAUAUAGGCGAAACAACGAGAAGCAUAGGAGAAAGAAUAAACAAACAUUUAACAAAGUACAACACAGGCGACAAACCCUCAAUUUUCCAUAAGCACGUAGAACAAAAACACCACUGUAAGAGACAAAAAGGAACAAUUAAAAAUACUUUCUUCUUGUGGCAACUUUGCGAUGCUUAGGCAGGUAACAUAGGCCGUAUUUAUGAAAGAACUAAACCCGGGAAUAAACAGCAAGGAGAAAUUGGGAAGUUCAAUUGAGCUGCGCGACAAAUGUGUCAAAUUCGACGCAACAAAUCUAUUGAGCCUAAAGCCAACAAACUUUAGAAGAACGCAAGAAUCAAACACAAUUUAUACUGAAGAGACUACCGGCGGUCAGAAAAACCUCUAAAUACAAUAUUAUGAUCAUGUAGGUGCGUUUUUAAGUAUGGUUUCUCUCUAAACGCAAUGAAGGAACCAAGUUCCAGAAAUAUAAUUUAGCAUAUAACACACGGGAUCUCGUCCAAAAUGCCAAUGAACGAAAACAAAUAAUACCUUGGUUUUGAACAAGUAUAAUGGGUAUUGAAUCAAAUAUUCACGAAUCAAACUAAAGCAUUAUUUUCCUGACCAAA